GUUUUCGAUUUCGAUCUUGAAAAAUGUACUCAUAAUAAAUUGAAAGGAUCGCGUAUAUUUUCAAAGAAUGCAUAUAUAUAUAUAACGUGACAAAUAAUUUCUAUAAAUAAUAAUUGCUAAAUAAAAUUUAUUUAUUUAUUUAUUUAUUUUUUAUAACAAACGAUCUUUAUAACGGCAAAUCACAAUUAACUCAACAAUACAAAACCGAUUUUAAUAUCGAUAGUUCGAUAGCUAAUAAUUGAACUCGCAAUGUUUAUCACGUGAUUUGAUUUGUAGCAAACUUUACUUAUUUCCGAAGAAAAAAUGAAUCAAGAAUCGAAUGAUAUAAAAAAUAUAAUGAAUAGAAGCAAAAAGUGAAAUCAUCACGAAAUCAAGCGAUGAUAAAAAAUAUAUUAAUAAGAUGUUACGUAAUAAAAGUAUUAUAAUUAUUUAUGUAUAUUAAAAUAACGAAUAGUUUACAAUACGUUUCAUCGAACUGAUAUAGUAAGUGAUAUAAAUUCAUAAAGUUAUAUAAUCAAUCACAGAAUCAAUGAUCGCAAACUGCUUUGAUGUUCAUUUUUUUAAUGUGUUUAAUUUUAUUCUCAAUUGGUACUAUAUGUAAUGCAUCUUGUAUCGAGUUAUUGUAUUGAGGAAUAUAUUUAGCGUGAGAUGCGUAACGUAUGGAUGGAAUGGAUGUAUACAUAUAUGUAUAAUAGAACAUCGAUGAUGUCAUAUAGUAAAAUUGUGUAUUAAUUAUGCAUGUAAGAUGACUAAUUCAAGAAAAAUAAGAAAUAACGAAUUAAAAAAAGAAAAUAUAUGAAUGCAAGAAGAUAUUAAAAUUUUGAAAUAAAUGUAAAAUGCAAGUACGAAAUAAUCUUUAAUAGCAAGCCUAGUAAAUAAAUCUGUGAGAAAAUAAAACGAUUUUGGUACUCAAGUUUUUUUGAAUUUUUCACGAAAAAUUUAAAUAAAAAUAAUCCCUAUAUUAUUUUUGUGAGUGUUUAUUUAUUUUAAUUUAUAAUCAGUUUUUUUAUUGAUACGUUAUUUUUUUAUUUGUUAAUCGAUUACUAGAUAUGUUCAUAUAGAUUUUUAUUAUUAAAUAAGUUACGUUAUUUUUAUUAAUAUGUGUUAAAUGUUAAUUUUUAUUAUUUUUUAUAAAUAAAUUCCCUUUGUAUAUAUAUAUAUAUAUCUAUUACAUUUAUUCAAAACAAUUAGAUCUCAAUUAACAAUUAUAAGAAAUAUAUCAUGACAGCACAAGUUAUAUUAGAGUGCGCUACAAUCAUAGUUAAAAAAAGUUUAAUUUUUAAAAUUACAAAAAAGAAAGUAUAAAUUUUGUUUUGAAUAAAAAAUAUUUCUAAAUAUUGAUAAUUUUAAAAACUGAUAAAAAGAAUGUUAAAGAGAAAAAAUACUUUUAACAAUAUAGAUGUAUACCGAUUUGAUAUCAAUGAUAUAACCUGAUAUUAAAGGUUAGGUGUCAAACAUUAUAUAUUAGAACGUAUAUAUGUUAAAACAUUUAUUCAAUUAUAUUUAUUUCAAGUUAUUUUAAUUUUUAUAAAAUAUAUAUUUUUUUUAAUAUUUCUAUAUUAUAAAUAUACGGAAACACCUGUUAAGAUAAUUAUGUAUAUAUAUAUGAUUUCAUAAUUUCAUUUUAUAGAUAUAUAAAUGAACAUAUUUCGUUAUCUAUAUUAACAGCUGGCAGAUAUUAAAACAUAACGUAUAUAUAUAUAAAUACAUAGAUAUAGAAUUUCCGUUUGUUGAGCCUGUUAUCAACAUAAUAGAUUUUUUAUAUCAUUAUGAUUCUUCCUAUGACAUAAAUAGGAAAGAAAAUCUUUGUUUAAAUUAACAAAUUGAAAAUUAUUUCAAAGUUAUCUACAGAACAGUGCAAAUUAGAAGGAUGGAAACUGAAAUCAUAGAAUCACAACCAUUUAAGAAUUUACAAGAAUUAUAUGAUAAUGUGGAUAAUCUAAAACCAUGGCCUGAUAUUAAGAAACUAAGAGAAUCAACAGAUUAUGUGUAUAAUGGUUCGGAAAUAAAUAUACAAAAGUUGUAUUUGGAAAAAUUUGAUAGACAAGAACAACCAAGAACAUUACUAUGUCAUGAUAUGAAAGGUGGUUAUCUGCAAGAUAGAUUUAUAGAUGGAUCAAAGUCUUAUGAGUCUUACUUAUUUUAUCAUUGGAGUGUUAUUGAUACAUUUGUAUACUUUAGCCAUUAUUUUAUUACUAUUCCACCUUACGGAUGGAUUAACGCAGCACAUAAUCAUGGAGUUAAAAUUCUUGGUACUGUAAUAACUGAAAGAGAAGGUAUAUGGGAUCUUAUACUUAUAUCUCAGGAGGAUGUGAGAAAAUUUGCAGAUGCAUUAAUAGUUGUUGCAAAAUUUUAUAAAUUUGACGGCUGGUUAUUAAACAUUGAAAAUGUGAUUAAAAAUGAACAAAUCAAUAAUUUAAUUUAUUUUGUGAAAUAUCUAACAGACAAUAUUCAUGAAGCAAUAAAAGAUUCUGAAAUUAUAUGGUAUGAUAGUGUGACUAAUGAAGGAACGUUAAACUGGCAAAAUGAACUUAAUAAUAAAAAUAUAGAUUUUUUUUUAAAUUGCGACGGUAUUUAUUUGAACUACAACUGGAAUAAAUCAAAAUUAGAAAAUAGUUAUGCACUUGCAAAAAAUCAUAACAGAAAUGUUCAUGAUAUUUAUGUGGGAUUAGAUGUUUGGGGAAGAGGAUGUCCUGGUGGUGGUGGAUUUAAUUCAACAUAUGCUUUACGAAAAAUACGGCAAGAAAAACUUUCGGUCGCAAUUUUUGCUCCUGGUUGGACUCAUGAAUUUUUCGGAUCCAAAACAUUUCAAGAAUUAGAAGAUUUAUUUUGGGCACAAUUGUUUCCUUAUUUAUAUAUUCAUGUACUUAUCUAUGAAGAAGAAAUAUUUAAAACAUCAUUUUGCCGUGGAAGUGGUAGUUUGUAUUAUAGCUGUGGUGAGAUACAGUUAGAUAUGCGUACUGUAGAAGGUAAAAAUAUUUGGGAACAAAGAUCAUUUUACAACUUAUCCAAACAAAUGCCACAAAUAUCUGUACCUACACCACAUUUACAAUUUACAUAUGUUCCACAACUUCCUGAACCAAAAAAUGAAAACGAUCGAAAUGAGUGUUCAAAACAACCGAUACAAUAUAUUUACGAAACAAAGAGAAACGUUAUUCGAAUAUUAGAAAAUGUUGUAAAUAUUCAAGACAAAAUGCCAAUCCUAGAUAUAAAUUGCUUCGAAUUUUGUAAUCAAUUUUCUUUUGAAGGUGGUGGUUGUUUAAAAUUAAUUACGAAUGAUCUUAGAUCGUAUCAUAGAUUAUUUCUUGUUCAUAUCGAAUUCCAACAAGACAUUGAAGCAACUAUCAUUUACGAAGAAAUGAUAUCUUCUAUGACGAACGGAACUCGAAGUGAACCAAUUUUAAUUUUGGGCAAUGAUACUGGCUUAAAAUCUAUUAUCCAUUAUAAAUCAGAAAAUUUAAACUCAAGAUGGAAGAAAUGUGUUUAUCUAACGAAUAUGAGGACUGUGAAUGAGAUCGGUAUAUCUUUCGCAAAGAAGAAUAUCUGUUAUCUAGGAGAGAUCAUUCUCGAACAAAAGGGACAUCUGAACUGCACCUGCUUCUACACUGUCUGCAACAUUUAAUUUUUAAUCCUCCUAGCCUACAUGCGAUCCUAAUACUCCACCGUCGUUUAAUUUCACUGGAUGCGACGCAGCUUCGACGUUAAAGCUCAAUUCAAAUGGAACUGAAAAUUAAAGAUGCGUAAGGACAAGGAAACUACAUACACGAGCCACUUUCGAACAACUUUAAAAUUCAGGAUCGAUAAUAGCUCACGCGAGAAAUGAACGCUGUCACAGGCAUUGACAAGUGAAUGGCUCACUUGUAGUCGGUCGAUGAACCUCUCGAUUGAAAAUCAAAAAAGAUCAACGGGCAGAAUCCGUGCAACGAAAGUCGGUGGUAUCAGGUGGAGGAGCGGUCAUUAACUUUUCCCAAUAAAAAUUCAUGACUCUCUCCCUGUUUGUCACGUGUUCUUUAUACACUUUCACCUCUGCCUAUCGUUAAAUAAAUGAAUUGUUGAGAAGAAAUUGUCAAGAAUCAUGACGUGUCUAUUGUUUAUACUCGAUCUAUUCUUUUGUAAAGAGAAUUAUAUUCCAAUAUCAUUGUACCGUCGCCAAUAAAAUUGAUGCAAUAAAAUUUUUCAUUCGAUUGCUUAAUCAGAAUGACGCGAACAAACAACUUUUUACCGAGUAUUUGGCUUAGAAAUUCAGUUUGAUCGAUGAAGCAUAACUGUGAAAUAAUUAUUUUCGAACGAAUACCAUUAAACGAUGCAUGAACUUUGUAAAAUGCAAUUAUUAAGACGUUCACGCGAUGUAUUACGUUAGAUUGGCUUUUAUUGUUAAAUGGAAUAUGCUUUUUUGAACGAUUUAGCGAAUUUAAAAGUAAAAUUCAAAAAGUUAGAAAUAAAUUGAACUUAAUACAUAAAAUACAAUCCGAUAAAAUUGUAAAAUAUUUAUAAAAUUUUUUUGAAAAUUUCUUAGAAAUAAUAAAUUUGUAAUUUUAAUAAAAUAAUUUAAAUGUGCGAUUUACACGAAAAUUUUUCGAUAAAAUUUCGAUAAAAAAUAAUUUGUUUGUAAGAAUAAAAUUCUUUUUUAAUUUGGAACAUUCGUUGAAACAGGCGAUCAAACACAUCAUCACCUAUAAUCAAAAAUAUGAUAUAAAAUUUAUAUUUAUUAAAGAAAUUCAAAUUAGAAAUAAUUUUAUCUUUUCUUUUCUUAAAAUUUAAAUCACUACUAUGUAUAGAGUAGGAUUUGAAAAUUAUGUCUAUUAUAAUCUUAUAGGUUAGGAUUCGAAAACAUUAAGCGCUUUAUUUCAAUACGUUCAAUACGAAACUAAGCCAACAGGAUAUUUGUACAUUCUAAAUUGAAUGGAAAUAAAAGUUGGUAAUGCUUUGAAACAUCUAAUAAACAUAAAUAAUGAGAGAAUUUCAAAAUAAUGAUUUCCUUUCUUGCUAGAAUACUUCCCUAAAAGGAGGAAUAAAACGAUCGGAUUACAAUCAAUUAAUUUUUCUCAUUCGAUCUUAUAGACAGAUAUUUCAUGGAUCUAAUACAUAUAUAUAAAAAUAGAUCGUUUACUGUGUCGGACAUGGCUACCCUGGUUUCCUCUUUCCGCUCCACUGGUGUUGCAUUUUAUCACGUGUUAUCGCGAUUCGCGGAUAAAAAAAGGAAAGGAAACAUCAUAGAAACUGGAUUUUCCGGUCAACGGUGUUUCUUUUUAUUUCGACGUGCACACGUUUCGACCGAAUGAGAUAAUAACAAAAUAAUUCUUGACGGAUAAUCGUAAUAUACGUCACGAUAAAUUUCAAAACGAAAGAUUGUAAAUAUUGUGCAAUUCCAAUUUGAGGUUAGAUUAGAAAUUCAUGACAUAUUCGAUAUAAAUACCAGAUCAAUUUAUUAUUAUAUCGUAAAACUUUGUAACCUAACAUACGGAUUCGAAUAUCGUUAUUUCGUGUUAUAGUAUGAUUGAUUAUCAUUAUAUUAUUCUGCUGUACGAGAUUAUUAAAUGUAAUAAAAAUGCGAGAUAUUAUUCUACGUUUUAGAAAAUUCGAUUAGAAUUUGAUCGAUCUUGUUUAGAAGCUUAUUCAUCGUUAAGGAAAGUGACAGAGCGAUUUAAACGAGUGUUGUGCAAGCAAAGGUAAGAAAUAAUUUCCAUAAAGCACAGGUGCAGGAAGAUCAAACGUGUGAUUGAAUUCUUUUAGAUUUCAAUUAUCGGGAAUAGCUGUUAACUGAAUUUGUUUUUGCGUACACGGGUAAAGGUAUCGCGUAAGAUCCUGCGCGAUGCAACAUGGGAUCGCAUUCUUUGCCUUUUCUUGCGACAGUGCUAUUUCCCUUGUAAAUUUUAUUCGGGAAAAAAAUUCUAAUCACGCGAUUGCGAAAUUAUAAAACAAUAAAUUAGUUGUAAAAAAUAGAAAAUAUAUAUAUAUUUUUAAUAUAUUAGUUAUAUUUAUGAUACGAAUGUAUUUAAAAAAAAAAUAAUUUAAUUUUUAAGAAAGACUUUUAAUUUUUAAUGUAUGUGUUAAAAAAUUGUAUUGUAAGAUAUUUUAAUAUAAAUAUGAUUCGAUAAUUUUUUAUCAUUAUAUCUAUCACAUGUAACUUAAUAAAUAUAUUUUUUUUAAUCGUUUCAAAAAA
Messenger RNA from Apis cerana (Asiatic honeybee), 6163 nucleotides. It is a transcript of the gene ENGase, whose product is annotated as cytosolic endo-beta-N-acetylglucosaminidase. NCBI's taxonomy places the organism in Eukaryota, Metazoa, Arthropoda, Insecta, Hymenoptera, Apidae. The record is from RefSeq and is a predicted model, not a curated record. Gene Ontology annotation, molecular function: mannosyl-glycoprotein endo-beta-N-acetylglucosaminidase activity. Gene Ontology annotation, biological process: protein deglycosylation. Gene Ontology annotation, cellular component: cytoplasm.